Lagopus muta (rock ptarmigan) is the source of this 3886-nucleotide messenger RNA. It is a transcript of the gene FZD6, whose product is annotated as frizzled class receptor 6. Bases 12 to 2141 code for a protein of 709 amino acids. The record is from RefSeq and is a predicted model, not a curated record. NCBI's taxonomy places the organism in Eukaryota, Metazoa, Chordata, Aves, Galliformes, Phasianidae. Gene Ontology annotation, molecular function: Wnt-protein binding; Wnt receptor activity. Gene Ontology annotation, cellular component: plasma membrane. Gene Ontology annotation, biological process: canonical Wnt signaling pathway; non-canonical Wnt signaling pathway. The transcript has 6 exons.
AGCCUGACAAAAUGGGGGUGCUUGUGUUCUUCGUGCCUUAUAGCUUGCUUCUGACUGUAGUGCAAGGGCACAGCUUAUUCACGUGCGAACCGAUUACUAUUUCCAGGUGUUCAAGAAUGCCUUACAAUAUGACUUUUUUCCCAAAUAUCAUGGGGCACUACGAUCAGGACACUGCUGCACUCCAGAUGGAGCCUUUUCUUACUCUCAUGAAUCUUCACUGUUCACCAGACGUCCAUACAUUUCUGUGCAAGGCCUUUGUUCCUGCCUGCCUGGAGCAAGUUCAUGUGAUUCACCCUUGUCGUAACCUCUGUGAGAAAGUGUAUUCCGACUGCAAACAACUGAUUGACACUUUUGGAAUCACAUGGCCUGAAGAGCUGGAAUGUAGCAGACUAGUCAACUGUGACGAGUCUGCUCCUGCCACUGCUCCUGUAACCACCAAUGCACAUGGAACUCAGAAGACCCCAGGGCAGACACGAAGGGAUUUUGGAUUCUGGUGUCCACGGCACCUACACACUUCCAAUGGACAAGGCUACAAAUUUCUGGGCAUCGAUCAGUGUGCACCACCGUGUCCCAAUAUGUACUUCAAAAAUUAUGAAUUGGAUGUUGCAAAAAGCUUCAUUGGGAUAGUUUCAAUCUUCUGUCUCUGUGCUACGCUUUUCACAUUCCUUACUUUUCUGAUUGAUGUUAAAAGGUUUAGGUACCCAGAGAGGCCGAUCAUCUAUUACUCCGUCUGUUACAGCAUAGUGUCUCUAAUGUACUUUAUUGGAUUUCUUCUUGGGAAUAGAACUGCCUGUAACAGGGCAGAUGAUAAGCUAGAAAUCGGGGAAACGGUUGUUCUGGGCUCCCAAAACAAAGCCUGCACGGUCCUUUUCAUGGUUUUGUACUUUUUCACGAUGGCAGGAACAAUAUGGUGGGUGAUUCUGACAAUCACUUGGUUCCUUGCAGCAGGAAGAAAAUGGAGUUGUGAAGCUAUUGCACAGAAGGCCAUGUGGUUCCAUGCAGUUGCGUGGGGGAUACCUGGUUUUCUAACCAUUAUGCUUCUUGCAAUGAACAAAGUGGAAGGGGACAAUAUCAGUGGAGUUUGUUUCGUAGGUCUCUAUGAUGUGGAUGCCUCUCUGUACUUUGUGCUUUUGCCGUUAUGCCUUUGUGUUUUCUUUGGUCUCUCUCUUCUGUUAGCUGGUAUUAUCUCUUUAAAUCACGUGCGCCAAGUCAUACAGCAUGAUGGCAGAAACCAAGAGAAGCUAAAGAAAUUCAUGAUCAGAAUUGGAGUUUUUAGUGGUUUAUACUUAGUGCCGCUUGUGGCACUGCUUGGAUGUUAUGUCUAUGAACUGGUGAACCGGAAGAUCUGGGAAACAACUUGGGUGUUUGACCACUGUGACCAGUACCAUAUUCCUUGUCCAUACCAGGCAAAGGCGCUCGCAAGACCAGAAAUAUUUCUGUUUCUGAUGAAAUAUUUGCUGACAUUAAUUGUUGGCAUAUCUCCAGUGUUCUGGGUGGGAAGUAAAAAGACCUGUUCGGAGUGGGCCAAUUUCUUCAACAGAAACCGCAAAAGAGAUCCAAUCAGUGAGAGUCGAAGAGUACUACAAGAAUCAUGCGAAUUUUUCUUGAGGCACAAUUCCAAAGUUAAGCAUAAGAAGAAGCACUACAAAUCAAGUUCACACAGAUUGAAAGUAAUUUCUAAGUCAAUGGGAACUAGCACAGGUGGCACAACGAAUCAUGGGACUUCUGCAGUAGCAAUCACCAAUCACGAUUACCUGAGCCAAGAAACUGUUGCAGAAAUUAAAACUUCUCCAGAGACAUCUGAGAAAGAGAUGGAGGCGGAUGGAACAUCAGCCCAAAAAGCUGAGGAAGGUGAAAACAGUGGAAAUCAAAUGUUAAGUAUUUCUAAACUGACCGUGGAUCAGGCGGAAAAAAGAAACAAAGCAGACAGCAUGUGUGAUAUGAGUAGCUUGUCUGAGAGCCUGAAGAGAAUUGGUGAAGGCAGGGUAACUCCCAGGAAUGAUUUUAUUGAGUCUCCUCCGUUACAGAGCAGCAGUUCCCAAAUAGCAGACGUCUCCCAGUCGGGCUCCAUAUCACUGCUUGUCUACUCAGCUGCAGAUGGCAGGAAGGAGCUGGAUUCAGGAAACAGUUCAAACCAUUGAAAGACUGACAUUUUUAUAUGAACUCUUUCCGUCUAUAAAACUGAUGUGGAUUUUGUUACACUGAAAACAGCAGACGUUCUGUGCCUUACUGAAAAUCAGACACAUCUUGUUUUGCACUUAUAAAGAUGUAAGUUUUGUAUUGGGGACAACUGGCAAUAAUUGUACUGUAUUUAUACCCAUCCAGGAAUACUGGAAAUUGAAGUUCUAUGGGACACAGCUGGAUUGCUUAGUAGUAAUUUAAGGAGAUGAGAGAAAUAUUAUUCCCAAUGCAAAGAACACUAUUAAGUAAAUUGCAUUGAAAUAAUGCAGAAAAAGCACUGUUACUUUUCAAGGUGUAAGAUGUCAAUCUGCAGCUUUGAUAUCUUACAAGUUUUUUACUUUUUCCUUUUUUACUACCUGUUAAACAGCAUUAUCACUUUAAGGGAUGCAAAAAGUUACUCUCUAAAUGGUGUCACGAUGUGUCGUUUAUAGCACUGCUUUAUGGUAGUUUUUACACUGAAUCUGAAAUCAAAAUGGUUUAUUUUGUACAUAGAAAUGAAUUAUGUAAAUAACUGACUGCAUAAGGCCUAUAUUUAGAGCUGCUGUUUUGUAUGUACUGUACAAAUGUGGUCAAGUUCCCGUGCUUCUGUCAGAUGCUACUGAAGUCAGCAGUUCUGUGGUGAUUGGGCAAUGUUAUUCAGUUGUGAGCAAAAUGGGUGCAAAACUCCACCAUACCCUGCACGUUUGGGCAGGGCUGGGCAGACAGCACUGCGUCCCUCUGGAGGGACAGGGCCUGAGGUGCAGCGCUGCUUCAGGAAAGUGCUGCUUUCAGCAUCUCCUGCUGUGCUGUCCUGGGGCAUCGUGCCAAACGGGAGUGCUUCAGAUCCUGGGCAACACAGCGGCGGAAUCUGAACGACUCGUUUGUUGGCUGUUGGUGGUGGUUGGUGUUGUUUUUCACAGAGCUGCAGUGACAGUGUACUUCCUUUCUGUUUCUAUGCAAGUCACUUGAUAUCUAUAUAUGUUAAUUCUGUAGGGAGGUACCCUGCAGAAAAUAAAGUUAUGUUAAUAUGCAGGUUUGUUUAACAGUACAUUUAUUUAAAAUAAGACCUUAAUGCUGUUUCUACAGAGUCUUAAUUUUCUACACGCUGCAACAGUAUAAUUUCUGUAACUCAGAAAGGCCUUAGAACCUCUCAUGCUUCUCUUAGGGUAGAGCGGCACAAGAGCAGGUCCUGCUGAUGUGGGUGAUUUGGGUUCUUCAGCUCUUAAGGAUCCUGGCUCCGGUGAACCAGAAGCUGAGUGCAUUUUGUGAGAAUGUUCAGCAUCUUCUGUUUGAUUGCCAACAGGAAAAUUGCUUUUAGUUGAUGUUCUGGUUUUGCUACUGUGCCGAGCAGUGGUUGCAGUUUGUGCAGCGCUCGAGGUGAUGCUUUGGACCAUGGAGCAAAAUAGCAUGGCACAAAAGUCACACAAACACUGAAUGAUAAACCAAAGUUACUUGUUUUAUUGACGAUGCAUUACAAAUAGAAUGUAUUUACUUUUAUCUGUCGUGUGCAUUUUAGCAUUUGUAAUUUAUUGCCUAAAACAAGAUGUGCUAUUUCUUUUGUAAUUUCCCUGCUAACAAUAUCUAAUAUUCUUACUGCUGAGGACAGUGGGAAGAGCCUGAACAGUCUGUGGAAAUGCACACCAAGUACUCUUCUAUCCGUUCUGUUUGUAAAUGGGUAACUUCCUACAUGUGUUCAGUGCUUUGGUUAUUACUGUCUUUGUUAGUA